This is a messenger RNA of Ochotona curzoniae (black-lipped pika), 1369 nucleotides long. It is a transcript of the gene SPCS2, whose product is annotated as signal peptidase complex subunit 2. The record is from RefSeq and is a predicted model, not a curated record. The transcript is spliced from 5 exons. The coding region runs from base 15 to 692 and encodes 225 amino acids. Gene Ontology annotation, biological process: protein targeting to ER. NCBI's taxonomy places the organism in Eukaryota, Metazoa, Chordata, Mammalia, Lagomorpha, Ochotonidae. Gene Ontology annotation, cellular component: membrane; signal peptidase complex.
CGGUGGCAGACAAGAUGGCUGCGUCGGCUGCACAGGGCGGGAGGAGCGGUGGCGGAGGUGGUGCUGGGGCUUGCGGUGGUCCCAGCGGCGGGACAAGUAGUGGCCGCAGCGGCUUGUUGGAUAAGUGGAAGAUUGAUGAUAAACCUGUAAAAAUUGAUAAGUGGGAUGGAUCAGCUGUGAAAAACUCUCUGGAUGAUUCUGCCAAAAAGGUACUUCUGGAAAAGUAUAAAUAUGUGGAGAAUUUUGGCUUAAUUGACGGUCGCCUUACCAUCUGUACGAUCUCCUGCUUCUUUGCAAUAGUGGCUUUGAUUUGGGAUUACAUGCACCCAUUUCCAGAGUCGAAGCCCGUUUUGGCCUUGUGCGUCAUAUCCUAUUUUGUGAUGAUGGGGAUUCUUACUAUAUAUACCUCAUAUAAAGAGAAGAGCAUCUUUCUUGUGGCCCACAGGAAAGAUCCUACAGGAAUGGAUCCUGAUGAUAUUUGGCAGUUGUCCUCCAGUCUCAAAAGGUUUGAUGACAAAUACACCCUGAAGCUGACUUUCAUCAGUGGAAGAACAAAGCAGCAACGAGAAGCUGAAUUCACGAAGUCCAUUGCUAAGUUUUUUGACCACAGUGGAACGCUGGUCAUGGAUGCAUAUGAACCUGAGAUAUCCAGGCUCCAUGACAGUCUUGCCACAGAAAGAAAAAUAAAAUAAUCAAUUCUAGAAGUGGCCCAGUUUAUGCUGGCUCAUGCUGAAUUACCCAGUGGGUGGGGGGAACAAACAGCGUAAAAUGGGUAAAGUAAGAGUGUUAAAAAUGUUCCUGUUGUGUCCUGAGAAUUUAGCCCUUUCUGGAUAACUAGAAUUUUUAGCACAGAUAUGAGAAGUUGUAGCUCUGAUGUCUAGCUGUAACCUAUUCGGUCUGCUGAUCAUAUUAUUUUAUUUGCUUUUCUGGAAAAGCAUUUUUGCUAAAAGCCGUGCAGACUUUUCCCUUUGUACCUAGCAUUACUUACAUAGUAUAGCUUUGUGCCAUGCAGAAUUUGAAGACUCAGUUUUUUAAACUUGUUAACCCCUUGGUGACUUUAUUAAUUCCUGUUUCAACAGCUGUUUGAGAAUUCAGGAUACAACUUCUUGUGUAUGACAGCUUUCCUUCACAUACCAUUUUUGUGGGUGUGUGUAUCUGACUUGGGGAGAAUUUGAAAAAUAUAUAGCAUUUUAAUUUGUUUAAAACAGACCUUUGCCUGUUACAUUUUGUGCUCUUAACCAAUUAAAGAAGCCAGUGGCGUUUUUAGUUUUAUAUUGUCUGUAUUUUCCCUGUUGAUUUGUUUGUGCCCUUUAUUAACUGCCAUUUUCUAAAAUUUUUUUCAAUAAAAGGAAAGAAGUUGUGAAAAAAA